Messenger RNA from Kalmanozyma brasiliensis GHG001, 1593 nucleotides. Its product is annotated as Cation efflux protein. The record is from RefSeq and is a predicted model, not a curated record. Bases 1 to 1593 code for a protein of 530 amino acids. Gene Ontology annotation, molecular function: monoatomic cation transmembrane transporter activity. Lineage: Eukaryota; Fungi; Basidiomycota; Ustilaginomycetes; Ustilaginales. Gene Ontology annotation, cellular component: membrane. Gene Ontology annotation, biological process: monoatomic cation transport; transmembrane transport. The transcript has a single exon.
AUGUCGCACAUCAUCUCAUCCGCCAUGUCCGUGGCGCAGCAGAAGCUGGGCACUACCUCGUCUUCCAACGAUGGCCCCGAUCAUCAACCCGGCCUCUCUCCCCCACUCUCCCCCACCGGCGAACAGGACAUCGAGCUCACUGCGCCUACCCUCGCAGCAACUCGCUACUCUUCGCGUCGCCCGACUACGGCGCCUUCAUCUCCUCUUCCGCCCCAUCUGCAAAAGUACCAGAACAACAUGGGCAAAGACAUUACGGUCGACGUCAACAUCGGUCCCAGCACCUCCUCUGCCUACGCUCGUGCUCAGGGCAGCGCCGCUUUCCACCAUGCUCACAAGCACCAUGGUCGCUCCUCUUCGCCUUCGCCCGCAACCGCGCCUUUGCCGGCCGCGCAAGGCGAUGCUGAAGCCAAUCUGGAUGUACCUGCCGAGGCUGUUGCCGCCGCUGGCCCUUCUCGCUCGCGCGCCAGCUCCUUGGGCUUCGCCGGUCUGGGGCCCAUGACGCCCGGCACAGAAGAGACCGACCCGCUCCUCCUUCGAUCGCGCCUGGUCGAAGAGUCCGAGAUUCGUCGUCGCCACUCGGGCAAGGGCAAGAACAAGCGUAGCGAGCGUCAGAUUCGCAACUUCUACGAAGCGCAGAACGAGCACAUCGAGCGUCUGCUCAAGCCCAUCUCGGCCCACGCGGACGAGGACAAGCAGGCGCAGGAAGCCUCUGCGCUCAAGGUCAAGAUCGCCGUCUACGGCUCCAUCAUUGCCAACUUUGCGCUCGCAGCGCUGCAGAUGUACGCCGCCGUCAGCUCGCUCUCGCUCUCGCUGUUUGCCACCGCUGCCGACUCGGUGUUCGAUCCGUUUGCCAACCUGGUGCUCAACUGGCUGCACCGCAAGAGCGAGAAGGUGGACGAUCGCAAGUGGCCCAUUGGCGGAUCGCGAUUCGAGCCCAUUGGCAACAUCACCUAUGCCGCUCUCAUGGGUAUGGUCUCGGCGAUCUUGGUGGUCGAAUCGAUCCAGGAGCUGGCUACCGGCGAUGGGGACAGGAAGCUGCACAUCCCGGCGCUCAUCGCUGUCGGUGUCGCCUUCACCACCAAAGCCGUGCUGGCGGUCUACUGCUUCGGUCUGCGCAAGUACAGCUCCCAAGUCGAGGUGCUCUACCAGGAUCACCGCAACGACCUCUUCAUCAAUGGCUUUGGUAUCUUCACCUCUGCAGCGGGUGCUACCAUCGCGGGCUGGAUCGAUCCUGCCGGAGCGUUGGUCAUCUCGACCGCCAUCAUCAUUUCCUGGACCCGCACUGCGUUUGGCGAGUUCAAGACCCUCGCUGGCGCCGCGGCCCCAACCGACUUUUUGCAGCUCGUCACGUACAACGCCGCCCUGUUCAGCGACGAAAUCCAGGCGAUCGAGAGCGUACGCGCCUACAGCUCCGGUCCGAGGUACAUUGUCGAGAUCGAUAUCGUCAUGCAUCCCGAGACGCCGCUGUGGAAGAGCCACGAUCUGAGCCAGGCGCUGCAGGACAACUUGGAGAGUCUCCCCAUGGUCGAAAGGGCCUUUAUUCAUGUCGACCACGAGGUCGAGCACGCUUUCGAGCACAAGAAGGGUGUCUAG